Molecule: messenger RNA, 1530 nt
Organism: Suillus clintonianus
Lineage: Eukaryota; Fungi; Basidiomycota; Agaricomycetes; Boletales; Suillaceae
Exons: 14
Coding region: 1-1530 (509 amino acids)
Biological process (GO): copper ion transmembrane transport
Cellular component (GO): membrane
Molecular function (GO): copper ion transmembrane transporter activity
Source: RefSeq, a predicted model, not a curated record
AUGGGAGGACAAGCAGAUAUGAAGCAACUUGGACAAGCGAGCCAGGUACAGAAAGCGCGGGACCGACUAGUCGUCAGGCAGGCAGGCAUGCAGGAUGGACAAGCGAGCCAGCGAAAAGCAACAACCGUAGAGUCGAAGGCUCUGACAUUGUCAGAAUGCACUCUUCAGAGCGCGGGGCCACCAAGGCGUCAGAAUGCACUCAACACAGUGCGGGACCAACAAGUCGUUAGGCACUGGCAUCGCCAGAAUGCACUCAACAAAGUGCGGGACCAACAAGUCUUAAGGUACAUCACAAGAAGCGAGCGAGCACAAGCAAAUGUGAAAGAGGAAGCGGAAGGAAAAGGUAGCCAGCGACAAGUAACAACCGUGAACUUGAAGGCACUGGCAUCGCCAGAAUGCACUCAACAAAGUGCGGGACCAACAAGUCUUAAGGCGAAUGGGAAAGAGGAAGGAGCAGGAAAAGGUAGCCAGCGACAAGUAACAACCGUGAACUCGACGGCACUGGCAUCGCCAGAAUGCACUCAACAAAGUGCGGGACCAACAAGUCUUAAGAAUGCACUCAACAAAGUGCGGGACCAACAAGUCUUAAGGUACGUCACAAGAAGCGAGCGAGCACAAGCAAAUGUGAAAGAGGAAGAGGAAGGAGAAGCGAGCCAGCGACAAGUAACAACCGUGAACUCGAAGGCACUGGCAUCGCCAGAAUGCACUCAACAAAGUGCGGGACCAACAAGUCUUAAGGCGAAUGCGAAAGAGGAAGGAGCAGGAAAAGGUAGCCAGCGACAAGUAACAGCCGUGAACUUGAAGGCACUGGCAUCGCCAGAAUGCACUCAACAAAGUGCGGGACCAACAAGUCUUCAGGUAACGGCUGUGCUCCGUGCUCCUGGUGAUGGGCAUCAACGACUUGUGGGAGGCACGUUCCCGUUCUUCACUCGCCGGGUGCUCAAACCUGCUGCAGCAACAGUGCCUAUCGUGUCUCUCGCCAUCCAGGGACGCUACGAGGGACCCACACCACAUGUGCCCAAUAUUGUGGGCGUGGACGCAAGGCAGCUCAUUGGUGGCAUCAUGAUCAUUGUUGCUUUUUCUAGCGCCACUUAUAAACUCUAUUUCGCUCGUCUCGAUGACGUCGCUAACAUAUCCACUUUCAUCGCAGGAAUCCUACACCACACGACAUCCCCUCCGCCUUCCCCGCAGAAUGAUGUCCUCAUCCACGCUGCACUUUGCCGCAGCGCACAAGCAUCAACCCAGCGCAUUGUACUCUCCCAAUGGCAUAUCAGUUCGCACCUCCAGUUCGUCUUCUCCUUCCUCGCCAUCGUCGCUCUAGGCAUGCUGUACGAGUACCUCCGCGUGUACUCGAGGGACUUUGAUACCUGCAUCGCGGAGAAAUUGAGGGGCGGGCGUAGGAUGCCACUUACUGCGAGUUGGCGCAGCUUGCCUGAACCUGGACUCCAAUUUUCGGGGUUGGAGAGUGUCGCUGGCAUGCUGUGGGAGGUUGACGACGGGACAUUUGUUUUAGGGUAUUUUACCGGUUGA